Sturnus vulgaris (Common starling) is the source of this 4638-nucleotide messenger RNA. RefSeq names its product translocation associated membrane protein 1 (gene TRAM1). Gene Ontology annotation, biological process: SRP-dependent cotranslational protein targeting to membrane, translocation; protein insertion into ER membrane. Gene Ontology annotation, cellular component: endoplasmic reticulum membrane. Lineage: Eukaryota; Metazoa; Chordata; Aves; Passeriformes; Sturnidae. The record is from RefSeq and is a predicted model, not a curated record.
GCGGGGGAAGCGGAGCGGCGGCGCUGCCAUUCCCCGGCUGCGCGGCCGCCUCCUCCCCUCCGCCUCUUCCUGGCCGCGGCCAGAGGAGCUGUGCUGGCAGCGGGGAGGCGGCGGCGGCGGCGCCCAGCUCUCGGCCCGCCAUGGCGAUCCGCAAGAAGAGCAACAAGAACCCGCCUGUGCUGAGCCACGAGUUCAUCGUGCAGAACCAUGCGGACAUCGUGUCCUGCAUGGCCAUGAUCUUCCUGCUGGGGCUCAUGUUCGAGAUUACAGCAAAAGCAGCAGUCAUUUUCGUUACACUUCAGUAUAAUGUUACCAUUCCUGCCACAGAAGAACAAUCUGCAGAAACAAUCUCUCUCUAUUACUAUGGCAUCAAAGACUUGGCUACAAUUUUCUUUUACAUGCUUGUAGCAAUAAUCAUACAUGCUAUAAUUCAGGAGUAUGUACUGGAUAAAAUUAACAGGAAAAUGCACUUUUCAAAAACAAAGCAUAGCAAGUUCAACGAGUCUGGGCAACUUAGUGCAUUCUACCUUUUCUCCUGUGUUUGGGGAACGAGUAUUCUUGUCUCUGAGAACUAUAUAUCAGAUCCGACCUCUCUGUGGAGGGACUAUCCACACACUCUGAUUCCGUUUCAAAUGAAGUUUUUCUACAUCUUACAGUUGGCAUACUGGUUUCAUGCUUUUCCAGAACUGUACUUUCAAAAAACUAAAAAAGAAGAUAUCUUUCGCCAGAUUGUGUACAUUGGACUUUACCUCUUUCAUAUUGCUGGAGCCUAUCUCCUGAAUCUGACCCAUCUUGGACUUGUUCUUCUGGUAUUGCAUUACUUCGUUGAAUUUCUUUUCCACAUAUCCCGUCUUUUCUACUUCAGUGAUGAAAAAUACCAGAAAGGAUUUUCACUGUGGGCAGUUCUUUUUGUUUUGGGAAGACUUCUCACCUUGAUUCUCUCAGUCCUCACUUUUGGCUUUGGACUGGCAAGAGCAGAAGAUCAGCAGCUGAAUUUCAGUACUGGGAACUUCAAUAUCCUGGCUGUUAGAAUCAGUGUGCUGGCCUCCAUCUGCAUGACUCAAGCAUUUAUGAUGUGGAAGUUCAUUAAUUUCCAGCUUCGGAGGUGGAGAGAGCAUUCUUCUUCUCAGCCUCAGUCAGUGAAAAAGAAGUUUGUAUCAGCUAAAGGAAAGACCUCCAGAAAAGAAAGAGAAAAUGGAAUAAAUGGAACAGUGACCUCAAACGGAGCAGACUCGCCUCGCAGCAGGAAGGAUAAAUCCUCGUAAAACUGGGUUUUAUUAAGUUAAUUGACUAAUGUCCCCAAAGAAUCUGCUUUUUACAUGGAUGGCCCUUCAGCACUAGAGAUAUUAUGGAUUAAAGAAAAUACAAUUCAUGUUUUUUGAUUAUUGCUGUUGUUUUGAGAAACUUUUUUUAAAAAACCAUUUUGACUAAGGGAAAAGGUUUAUCUCUCUUCAAAUACUUGGGGGGAGGAUUCAACACUUUUUAAAAAACAUUGACACUUUUUUAAAUAUUUACUGUGAUGAAAUAACUUACUUAAUGAGGAUCACUGUUGCAGUGUAUUAUUUCCUUCCAGUUUUUGUAAUCUUGGUGAUACUGUUCUACCAACUUCACUUUUUCCAAGUUCCUCAAGAAGUAUUGCAAAAUUGAAGUAAAAAUAUAGUAUGCAUUUUCAGAUACUCUGGGUUUACAGUUAAUUACCUUGACUCAAAUUUACAUUUCAGUUUGGGAUUCCAAGACCACACCAAUAGGCCACUUUAUUUGGUAGUUACCAGCUGCACAAUGUCUGCUCUAAUUGCCCCAUAUCAUUAAAACAAAACUGAACUAAUUGGAAAUGUUGCAGAGUCUUAUUGUUUAUUGGUUAGACAUCUCUUACAAGGAGCACAACACCUUUUUGAGAUACAGCUUUUAGCUAUCUCUAUAUAUAGCUACCUGAAAAUUAGAAGGGAGGGUGUAUGGUCAUAGAAGGAGUUGAUUUGAGUAGCACUGUCCACUUCUGUCUGUGCUUUUGGAGUGUACUUAUCUUGGAGAAUUAGUGUGUGUUGGACCUUCUCUGAAACCUUGUCUGCCUGAUUGUACGGGUGGAGGUUAUUACAAAGUGUUGUGUUUGUUUUGGGAGGCAAUUAAUGCCCCCUGAAGACAGAAUUAGAUAAAUGGAUCAAGUGAUGAGAAACAUUCCUUUAUUCUAACUGCUUUGCUUUGUUUCACCUCUCUUAGGAAAUAGUUUGAUUUCUUCUAUAUAUAUUUUUAUGAAAAAAUAUUUAAAAGCUACAGCUUCUUAAAACUGAUUUAUUGUGACCUCUGCUAUGACUGGAAAAAUCUAAAUUUAAGAAUUUUUUCAUUAUCUUUCAUAAUUGUAUUCACUAUGAAACUUUGUCCAGUUAGUUUUCCAGUUUAAUAUGCAGAUAAUGUUUCCUCUGUACACUUUUGUAAUGGGUAUAAUUCAACCUGUUUCACUUGAGAAUGAGUGAGACAGUUAUUGCAGUCUUAAGAAGUUGCUGAAUUAGUCUAUCAAGUUAACCCAAGUAUUGAACUGCUUAUUGAUUAAGGAGUAAUUAUGAGCAAUCAACCUGAUAAAUAAAAUAAUUUUAAUUAAAAACUGUUACUAUAAUUGAGUUUAUACCCAACAAAGUGAUAAAUCUGCAUUCUGUAUUUUCUACAGUUCAAUUGCUUACUAUUCAGAAUAAACGUUUCUAGUACAAAAUCCUCACUACAAGCAACUAUCCAUUCUUCAGUUCUUUAGUGCUAUUUAGAAUUAUUACAGUAUAAUUUAUUACAUGUUUCAGCUGAUUACAGUCACAAUUCCCAAGUAUUUGGUUCACAGCUCCUGAAGUGGACUUGGCAGACUUGUACUUGCUUAGCUUGAGAACUCUGGGGCAGUGUGCCCUGUAAAACACCCAGUCUGCUUCAGCAGAAGUAGGGAUCCCAUGUAUUGGGGUUGGAAGGGGUAGAACUGUGAAUCUGUCCAAUCUGACCAUGAAACUGGAAAACUGGAACUCGGAAAUUUUGAGAGAAUCGUGUACAUUAUAUACUUGUUGUUCAAAAUGAUGUUUUGUGUCUGAUGUUUCUAGAAAAACCUUCACAGAUUCUGUGUGCCUUGCUCUCAACUUGUACCUUAAGCCAAAGGGGGUAAAUUUUAAGUGUCUAGUCUGGUGCUUGGACUCUAAAUCAGUUUGCUUGUGAUAUCUGGUUGUACUGGGGCUGAAAGAAACAUAAAGGGUGGAGGAAAAAAUUAUGAAGAGCAUUUAAGGUACUUCUUGAGAUCUUCAAGACUUAUAGGAGUCUGAGGGUUGUAAUAGUUGUUUCCCUAAGGCAAACUCAAAUGUAAACCUCAUUCUUUGGCACAGUAGUCUUGAAAUGUAAACUUCAGGUUAGUUUCCAAAAACUUCAGAAGAAUAUAUUCUUGACUGUUAAUACUGACAUUGCUUUUUGUCUCCUUUUGGCCUUAUGGACAGACAUUCUUGUCCUUUGGAUAUUUACAGAAGCACUUUUGUUUCCACAAUGGCUUAAUAUUCAUCAUUGCCUUAUAGGAGUUGUUGGUAUCUGCCAAGUAAUAGAAAGUAACAACAGUUGUUCUAGAACUUGGUUAGAGUAUUGGAAGCCAGUAUUUUCUGCUUCUUCUCUCAUAACAAAAAAUACAUAUUUAUCAUGUUUGAUGAGGCAAGAGCAGUAAUUUUUAAUUAUCUGCCUUGGGAUGGAAACACUCAUAAACUUAGAAGAUAUUGAGACUUCUAUUUCUAGUUUGAUAUUAUUUGUUUUAGUGUAAGAGUACUGUUUGGCUGGAUAACUUCUUUUGAAUUGCUUAAAAUUGAUUUUCAAAUGUUAUUGCAUUUUUGGCUCUUUGUUUGUAAUCUGGGAUUCAGUAAGAUGGAAGAAGAUUAGUUGUCUAAUCAUAUUUUCUUAAUUAUGGCAUCAAGAAAAUUAGAAAUGGAAAUGACUGAGGAGUUCAUUAUUAUAUCCUACACCAAAUAAAAUAGACAGUAGUUAAUUUAUCCUCAUCAAUUACCAGGUCCCACAAAGGGAAAGCUUUGUCCAUUUAGAUGGAUUUAAAUUAAAUAAUUACACAGACAGUGGGUAGGGUUUGUUGAGUUUGUUUUUUUUCUUAAACCUCCUUCUCUUUGCCCCAUCUUGUCAAAACUUUUAAAGAUUUAGCAACAGAUUAUUUCAAACCUUUUUUGACCCCCAGAUGUAUGUUUGGUUUAUGUGCCAGAAUAUUCUCUCAAAAGCAGUAUUUUACUUUUAAAGUGGUUCUAUUUAAUUUCAAAGUACAAACAAGGAAUGCAGAGCAGCUGAAAUUAAUUUUCAGAGUUUUAGUUUUCAUCUGGACACUUUCUCCUUGACUGGUUGCAAACACUGAUUUCUCUUGUGUGAAUCAUUCAUGAAUGUGGAAAUACUCUUUGGAAAUACUGUUUUUCUGGUGAUCCCGUUCCCAAACUUAGGAAUGGUGAUGGAAUUUGCUGAGCAUAGAAAAUGCAUAGACUGUUUCUUCUAACUUUAGGUAAUGCUGAAGUUCAAUUUUGUAUGUUGAGAUAAUGCAUUUAGAAAAUCAGCAGUUAUUUGUAAGCUUUGUUUGGUAUUUUUUUAAAUACUUUUUUCUUUGAAAAUUUUAGUUGUAUUUAUGGAGUUACAGUGCCCAGAAAC